AUGUCCUCGUCAAAGAGUAGGGUUUUCAGAUUGAGGUGUUUGAAUGACGAAAUAAUUGAAGUAAAUGAGGCUGCGGCCGUACUUUGUGAAACCAUCAAGAACAUGGUGGAGGAAGGCUGUGAGGGCGACGAGAUUUCAGUGCCAAACGUGACUGCCGAAAUCCUAGGCAAGGUGAUGGAGUGGUGCAACAAGCAUGCAAAGGGUAAAGAGACUAAAGAGGAACUCAAAGAGUGGGACGCUGAGUUUCUUAAUGUUGAUCUGUACCAUAUCUUCAUCGCCGCGGACUAUCCAUACAACAAGGAAUUGGUGGCUCUAGUUUCUCAAAAGGUUGCAGAUAUGAUCAGGGGAAAGAAAAUUGACGAGAUUCGUGAAGUGUUCAAGCUCAAGAAUGAUAUGCCACCAGAGCUCGUAAAAGAAGUAAUUGAUGGCAACCCUUCGAUAGAUUUUAUGUAAUGAUUUUAUGUUCAGGCCGGGAAGAAAAAAGAGUUUUGUUUGUUUAGGGUUUCUUUCAUGUAUUUUUUUUCUUUCUUCUUUCUGGUUCUUUGUUUUGAGUAAUACUACACUUAUCACAUUAUUAUCCCACGUUUCUAUACUACAUGAUGUGGCAUAUCCAUAUCAUCAUUCUUCAUAAUUCCACUUUAUAAAUCAAUCAUCAUCAGCCUA
This is a messenger RNA of Prunus persica (peach), 663 nucleotides long. Its product is annotated as SKP1-like protein 1B. Gene Ontology annotation, cellular component: nucleus; cytoplasm. The record is from RefSeq and is a predicted model, not a curated record. The coding region runs from base 1 to 453 and encodes 150 amino acids. The transcript has a single exon. Gene Ontology annotation, biological process: SCF-dependent proteasomal ubiquitin-dependent protein catabolic process. Lineage: Eukaryota; Viridiplantae; Streptophyta; Magnoliopsida; Rosales; Rosaceae. Gene Ontology annotation, molecular function: cullin family protein binding.